Molecule: messenger RNA, 1070 nt
Organism: Podarcis raffonei (Aeolian wall lizard)
Lineage: Eukaryota; Metazoa; Chordata; Lepidosauria; Squamata; Lacertidae
Product: phospholipase A2 inhibitor gamma subunit B-like
Exons: 5
Coding region: 79-714 (211 amino acids)
Cellular component (GO): extracellular region
Molecular function (GO): phospholipase inhibitor activity
Source: RefSeq, a predicted model, not a curated record
UGCAGGUCUUUUGAACCAAGUAUUUUGGCGCAUCGUGGAGAGAGCUUCUGUUCUUAUGCUCUCUUAUUUCCCAUCACCAUGCAGGCUGCCCUGAAAUGCUUCUUCUUUGCACUUCUAAAGACAGCUGCUUCUCUGGAGUGCGAAAUCUGUACUGCCAAGGGGACCAAUUGCACUGGCAGCAUGCGGACCUGUCCUGGGAACAAAGAAACCUGCCUCAUCACACUGACGGAAAGCACCAUAGAUGGAAAGGUGGUUCAGACCAUAGAGAGAAGCUGUGCUUCCACUUUUUGGUGCAACGCCCCACCACCUUACUUUGAUAUGGGGGGAGGAAGAACCUACAGGUCCAGUUGGGUCUGCUGCACCGGGAAGACCUGCAGACAAGUCACUCCUCAACUGCUACCGCUAAAGCCUAGAGCCAAUACAAUGCUGAACCCAUCCAAUUCCUCCUGCUCAGGCACUUACAGCACUGAGAUGGCGAAUUGUACCAAGGUGGAAACCAACGGCUUUGGCAGGGCCUCCAAUGAAACCCCCACGGAGAGGCUUUCGAACGGCUGCACUACGAGGUUUGUGUGUGCUUCGGAAAAUAGCAAACACUCUGAGUUUACGGUUGGCUAUGAUGUCGUUCAUAAGAUGGAGUCUUCCAAGGCGUCUCAACGCACUGCUGUCCUCCUGCCAAGCUUCUCUGGGCUCCUGCUGCGGAGAAUCCUGUUGUAAAAGUUGCCUGCAUCAACUCCCCCAUUGAAUUCUGCCUCCUCUUUCACCCAUGAACCACUUCCUCUGAAUGCACUUUGGCCUUUACUGCUUUCCUCAGUGAAAAUUAAUAUUGGGAUUAAAACAAAUGACAUGUUAAAUACAUGGCAGCUGUGUUUAUUUGUUAGGAAAAAAUUAGACCCUUGUGGCAGAAAGACAUUUUAUUUUAGGGCAGAGUUCCUCCAGUUCCUCACAACUGACAGUAGUGAAUCACAGAAUUGCAGAGUUGGAAGGGACCCUGAGGAUCAUCUAGUCCAACCCGCUGCAAUGCAGGAAUAGGCAGCUAUCCCAUAUGGGGUUCAAACCUGCAACCUUGGUGU